Messenger RNA from Colletotrichum phormii, 1482 nucleotides. Its product is annotated as phosphoadenosine phosphosulfate reductase. Gene Ontology annotation, biological process: FAD biosynthetic process. NCBI's taxonomy places the organism in Eukaryota, Fungi, Ascomycota, Sordariomycetes, Glomerellales, Glomerellaceae. The transcript is spliced from 6 exons. Gene Ontology annotation, molecular function: FMN adenylyltransferase activity. The record is from RefSeq and is a predicted model, not a curated record. The coding region runs from base 131 to 982 and encodes 283 amino acids.
ACAACUUUCCGUCGCAUUCCACUCCUCCCGCCUGCACGCCUUCCCUCCUGCCACCUUGGCUCCUCACAAAACUCUCGAUCUUCCUAGAAUACCACAAUCGCCGAUCCAAGCAGUCUCGAACCUAUCCACAAUGUCAAACGGGAACGGCGAGCACGCUGCCGCGGCUGCCAACGGUUACCCCGCCAAACCCCACUCAUCCAAGCCGUCCCCGCGGAGUUUCCAGGAAGUGUGCCACGAGCUGAAGGACAAGGUCGAUGCCUUCUUAGCGGAUGAUCAGAAGACAGAUAUCUUGCGGAAUGUUCAGAAACAGCUGCGUGCGUCAAUGGGCGUCGUAGACGAGGCGUUGGCAAGAUACAGUCUGGAACAGAUUUCAAUUUCCUACAACGGAGGCAAAGACUGCCUCGUACUCCUGAUCAUACUCCUCGCCGCCCUCGCACGUCGAUACCCCUCUCCUUCGAAAGCCUCCCACACGAACGGUUCGAAUGGCACGACCUCCUUCCCCCCUGAGUUCCAGGCAGUGUACAUCGUAUCGAAGCAUCCAUUCGCCGAAGUUGACGAUUUUGUUGAAACCACCAGCGCCGAAUACCACUUAGACGUAAAACGAUAUGCCAUGUCAAUGAAAGAUGGACUCGAGGCAUACCUAGCAGACAGACCAAACGUAAAAGCCAUUUUCGUGGGGACGAGAAGGACAGAUCCCCACGGCGAGAAGUUGACAGAUUUUGACCCCACGGACUCCGGGUGGCCUGCGUUUAUGCGGGUGCACCCUGUAAUUGAUUGGCACUAUGCCGAAAUUUGGGCAUUCAUCCGACAUUUGGAAAUAUCAUACUGUCCUCUAUAUGAUCAGGGCUACACGAGUUUAGGCGGAACACAAGAUACCCAUCCCAACCCCCAGUUGAAGACCGAAGGACAGAACGGUGCGGGUUUCCGACCUGCAUACGAGCUGACGGAAGACGACGAAGAGAGAUUAGGUCGUGAUAGAUGAAGUAGUGCCGUACGACUCAUUGACGUUGACUUGCGGAGCCUGCGAGAGUUUGGAUUAAACUCGAGAGUAGCAAGAUUUAUCAUGGAGGAGCCAUCUUUAUAGAGAGCGCAUAGACUUGCCGCAUCACAACCAAUCUUCACUGAUUCAUUUUCAGCCAGCCGCGCCGCUUACACGAAACAUGCGAGGCACGUCUUGUUAUCUGGAACUUGGUUCAUUGACUUUCGGGGACAGUUUGUAUGACCAUCAAUACCGGCAACCCCACGAUUGCUCCAUGAGACAGCAUGUUUCGAUGUGAGCAAUGACGAGGAUAAUUCUACGCAUGUGCCCUGUCUUUUUCUCUGCCUCAACUUAACGCCAUGGCUGCACCGGCUGCGCCGGUAUCAACAAGCCGCUAAAACGCGCACGUUAGUGGCAGUGUACGUCAAAGGACAUGCGACGCACGAAGAGAUUCAGAACUAUCAACACACCUAGAAUUCAACUGUCUUAAAUUAUCUGAUUAC